AUGGUGUUUAUUAAAGAGGAGAGUGAAGACAUGAAGAUUGAAGAAACAUUCAGAGUCAAACAUGAAGAUACUGAGACACAAACAGACCUAAUGGCACUGAAAGAGGAGAGGGAAGGACUGAAUGAAACUGAAGAGAAAGAUCAGUAUGAGAAUCUUCAUGAUUUUACAACCGGAGAAAAGUCUUUUUGUUCCUUACAGUCUGAAAAUACUUCCACACGAAAAAGAGCUCAAAAGACAGGAACUAAGAGUUAUUUCACUUGCUCUCAUUGUGGAAAGGGUUUCAGUCAACAAGGAAACCUCAAAGUCCACCUGAAAAUUCACACUGGAGAGAAGCCUUUCAUCUGCAAACAGUGUGGAAGCAGUUUCACUCAAAAAGGAAACCUCAAAGUCCACCUGAAAAUUCACACUGGAGAGAAGUCUUUCAUCUGCAAACAGUGUGGAAACCGUUUCGCUCAAAAAGGAAACCUUAACAAGCACAUGAGAGUUCACACUGGAGAGAAGUCUUUCACAUGCUGUCAGUGUGGAAAGAGUUUCGGUCAUCCUGGAAACCUUAAAAACCACAUGAAAAUUCACACUGGAGAGAAGCCUUACAUCUGCAAACCGUGUGGAAGAAGUUUCAGUAAUCCUGGAAACCUUAGAGUCCACAUGAGAGUUCACACGGGAGAGAAGUCUUUCACCUGCAAACAGUGUGGAAAAAGUUUCAGCGGAAAAUUAAAACUGAAAUACCACAUGAAAGUUCACACUGGAAACAAACCCUUCACCUGCCAUCUGUGUGGGAAAAGUUUCAAGCAAAAAGGAUACCUUAAUGCCCACAGGCGAAUUCACACUUUGGAGAGACUUUUUCCCUGCCAACAGUGUGGAAACAAUUUCACUUAUAAAAGAAGCCUUAACAGGCACAUGAAAAUUCACAAUAGAGAGAAGCCUGACAGAUCCCCUCUGUGUGGAAAGAGUUCCAAUCAAAAUGUAUAA
Molecule: messenger RNA, 969 nt
Organism: Sinocyclocheilus anshuiensis
Lineage: Eukaryota; Metazoa; Chordata; Actinopteri; Cypriniformes; Cyprinidae
Product: gastrula zinc finger protein XlCGF8.2DB-like
Exons: 2
Coding region: 1-969 (322 amino acids)
Biological process (GO): regulation of transcription by RNA polymerase II
Cellular component (GO): transcription regulator complex; chromatin; PcG protein complex
Molecular function (GO): RNA polymerase II cis-regulatory region sequence-specific DNA binding; DNA-binding transcription factor activity, RNA polymerase II-specific
Source: RefSeq, a predicted model, not a curated record